Mycena citricolor is the source of this 942-nucleotide messenger RNA. The record is from the annotation of a GenBank genome assembly. NCBI's taxonomy places the organism in Eukaryota, Fungi, Basidiomycota, Agaricomycetes, Agaricales, Mycenaceae.
UGCGAACUUGGCUCCUUGAAUGCAAGAAACGUGUCUUGAUCUACUUCUAAUCCUGUUUGUGUCUUUCCCACUGUCAAUCCGACUGCCUUACUUUUGCGAUAAUGUUCACCGUUGUGCGGAUGUCUCAGUUACCCGCCACGUCUCACUUGCAGCGCCCCCGACGGCGCCCCAAUCUCCGCUCUCUGCGCUGACACUCACUUUCAACUUGAACACCAACACUGAUCUCCCCCAUGUCUGCUGCAUCGUCUCCCCUGCUUCCGGCUUCCGCUGCGUACGACGUUAAAUACUGCACUCUCUGCGACGCCUACUUCUACAGCCUUGACAUGCUCAGGGAUCACAUCCAAGGUUCGAGCAGACACCCCAGAUGCUCUGAGUGCGAUAAGCGCUUCCUUAACAACAACUCUCUACGAAACCACUAUGUUCUCUCCACCAGACACCAUUACUGCCGUAUCUGCCAGAAACACUUCAAGACUGACGGGGGGUUUCAAGUGCAUCUCGAACUCGUUCACGGAGAAAGCGAUGACGAAGAUGACGAGCUUCGCGAGUUCCCAGACGACUGGGAAGAUCGGAUUGCACGAGAGCGAUACGAUGCUCUGUACGGCUCUGAGAUUCCUCUUCCUGCAGAGGAUCUCAGAGCGAAGCCUCGGCCUGCUUCACAACCCACUACCACCCCUAAAGCCGGCAACGUGUUCAGACCGCAAUGCCCCAUUUGUCUUUGCAGGCGGAAGAAGACCGUUGCGACACGGUGCGGGCAUGUCUUUUGUUCCCGCUGCAUUCGCCAUGCCAUGGAGCAAGCGUCUGUGUGCCCCACAUGCAGACAGCCCGCUCUCCUCGAGCAGUUGCGCUCUCUUAAGUUCGCCUGAAGUAGGACAGAAUCCAUUAUUCCCACCUGGUCAAUGCAGUGCAUGUAAAUUCCCGCCUGAUCAAUGCAGCGAAUGUAAU